AUGGGGACUUGGCGAGAUGGCGCAUUUAGCGGACUAACUGGAUUCCUUUCACCCGUUGACUUGGAAGAGAAACUACCCGUUGAAUACAAAGACUGGGAGAAAACUAUUGCCAAUCUACCAGCGCUAUUGCGAGGGGGCAUAGCUCACAGAGUGAUUGCAUCACUUUGGGUUGACCUGGAAACACUGGCUAAUCUUCCGGACCAGUUUCUGCAGCGGUCAGCCAUUAUUGUCAGUUCACUCCUUCACGCAUUUGCAUUUGACCUGCAAAACCUGGGAUACAGCCGGCGUGACGUGUGUCUUCCGUCCAAUCUAGCCCAAGCUUGGGGCGCUAUAUGCUUCCGUUUGAACAGACCCGUGCCAAUGCGGACGGUCGCCGAUGAUAUACUUAACAAUGUUCGAUAUCGGGACGGACAAGCCACACUGGCGAUUGAGUACUUUGACCUUCCCGAAGAGCGGCUGACCGCAGGUAUACAACUGAGGAUGGAACAGGCGUUUGUGCCAGCCUUGGAGUUGAUGGUAAACGCCCAAAAGCUCCUUCACGCUUAUAAUGAGUUGGCAAUUGCCAAUGCCAUUUCAGGCGUUUCCGAGUGCGUGGUUCGUUGUGGUGCCCAUUUCCUGAGCGUCCCGUUUCAGAACCUGGAAGAGUUCGAUCCCGUUAUAUGGGGAAAGUCAUAUCCCGAGGCCGGGCGGCCUGUGAUGCCAAAUGGCCUCACGAACAGUGGGGUGAACGCCCCUCUCUUUCAUGCAUUGGACGCCUUUAUUGGUACGUCUGAUGAUGGGCUAGGAAACGAUCUCUUCCAACAGCAAAAGAUCCGCCGCACUAAAAUGCUGCCGGCCCCUAUCCAGCGGUUCAUUGAAGCUCUAGGGGAUCCGCGACAUAGCGUCCGGUCGUAUGUGAACGAUCGUGAUGUGCCACGAGCCGCAGCGGCUUUCGACGCCUUGAUACAGUCAUAUGCCUGGCUACUCGAAAAGCAUCGGAUAAGAGCCAUUGGAACCGUAAGCACCGCGUCUGCGGCUGGCCGAGUGGAAACUGCCGGUGGCACCCGGCAAGAGACGUCGGGUCUAACCCUCGGCGAACAUCUCAGCAGACAAAUGAAACAGGCUAUAGAAGCCCGUCUGGGCACCAGACCGCGAACACUCGUAUCUGCAUUGAUAUCACGGAAACCGACCGGGAGGAGAGCUAUGAUGGUUACGCUGCGUCUUCCGUGCUUGCUCCCUAUUCGGCCGGGAGAUCGGAUUCAGAUCUGGCCUACCGGGGACAGGUUCUCGUGUGGACAGAAUCAGUGCUCAUCGGAUAAAAACAUGCUUCAGUCUAUUACCUGCAACUCCACCUCCACCCCCUCAACCCUACCUUCUGAUAUGCCGUCGGUCCAUCCCCGCCAUUAUUCAGUAUCCAUGGUCGACAAGGGAGAAAGCGAACUCGCACAGCAGAUUACUCUCAGUGUAGCAGUCCCCGGGGGGCAGUGUGUCAGGUUUCUGCGCGACAGCCAAAUUGGACAAAUGAUUAAAAUGAGAGUAAGCCCAGCGCCUCAUUUCUGGGCUCCAGCAGAGUCGGAGGUCCCUCUUCUGCUUCUGGCCCAAGGUGCCGGGGUUGGCCCGUUUCUUGGGUUUUUGAACGGGAGGCAACAGCGAGCGAGCCCGGACGCAGGACGGGUAAUUCUUAUCCUCAGUGCACGAACAAUUGACGACGUUCCGUACCUCCCAGAGCUAAAGGCCCUCUCCAAAACACUUCCGCUAACAGCUUACCUGGCUCUGUCCUGCGGCAAAUGCCAAUUUCUGGAACGCGGCAAUAUGACGCAACGUCCAGAGAUCAUGAAAGCACAAGACCUGAUACUUACACUGCGGCAAGAAAUUAAGGCAUUGCUUAAAGGAAAUGGACAUGCCUAUGUAUGCGGCGGUCUGGAUUUUGGCUGCUCCAUUCGGUCAGUUUUAUUCACCCUUUACCCGCUGGACGAGAGUCGAUAUCAUGAAGAAUGCCACAGUCGGGCCAUGCCCGUCGAACCGAAGCAGCGCUUCACUUUUCUGGACUUGUCUCAGCACAAUGAAAUCUCUAGUCUCUGGAUUGCACUUAACGGAAUAGUCUACGAUGUUACACAGUUCGGUGACGUACAUCCUGGAGGCAUCAAGGCCUUGGUUGAAGUCGCUGGAACGGAGGCGGACGACCGAUUUGAGCAGGCUCACUCUGGUAGCGGAGCCCAAGGACGGCUGGCACAAUACGCCAUUGGAACCCUUCAGGGAGGGGAUUUGUCUCCCAAUCAUGGGAAGGUUCUUCGAGAAAUCGUCCUCUGCCAGAAUGCGCUGACCAACAGCACACUGUUUGCUCCUAGCCGCCAGGUGCCUUUUUUCGUGUUCUCCGCCAGCCUCCUCGUCACGUGGAACCGGCUGAAGGGAAUACUUCAUACUGUACGGACUGCACCCCAACUUCUCAGGAUACCAGAACAUAUGGACCAAACCCUGAAGCAACUUAGGGCCGAGAGUUGGAGGUAUCUAAGUGUGUCCACAAAAGCCACCUUGGCCUUCAGAGAAAAGAAGAUUCGCCUCAUAUAUUCCAGCCACUGGAAUCAAUUCCACUGCCUUUUCCAUGGAAUGAAAAAUUCGUUUCGCCCGGAAGGGGAUUAUCUCUUCUCCCUCUUAAACAGCAGCGUCCUUAGCAUCUAUCGAUCUGUGAAACGAAGUACCAACGCCUUACGACGGGGCCUCGGUCAAGACAUGGGGCCAAAUGCGGUCGGGCAGAAUAUCAAACGCAUACAGGGGCUGGAGAAUAGCAAUCUGCGAGCGAGGGAUUUGGAGGGUAGUGCCAUCAACUCCUAA
Molecule: messenger RNA, 2811 nt
Organism: Aspergillus tanneri
Lineage: Eukaryota; Fungi; Ascomycota; Eurotiomycetes; Eurotiales; Aspergillaceae
Exons: 1
Coding region: 1-2811 (936 amino acids)
Biological process (GO): 'de novo' NAD+ biosynthetic process from L-tryptophan
Cellular component (GO): cytoplasm
Molecular function (GO): heme binding; indoleamine 2,3-dioxygenase activity; metal ion binding
Source: RefSeq, a predicted model, not a curated record